Molecule: messenger RNA, 1164 nt
Organism: Chlorocebus sabaeus (green monkey)
Lineage: Eukaryota; Metazoa; Chordata; Mammalia; Primates; Cercopithecidae
Source: RefSeq, a predicted model, not a curated record
AUGUUGAGGAAUCAUGGGAAGCUGAUAGAACCAACACCACAACAAGUUCUUAAGGAGCAUGGGCCACAUGAAUUUAUAAAAGAUGAACAAAAUAAGGAACUAAUUGAUGAAAUGACAAAGGAAAAUAUUCAACUAAAGAAGGAGAUCCAAAAGCUCGAAACGGAGUUACAAGAGGCUACCAGAGAAUUCCAGAUUAAAGAGGAUAUUCCUGAAACAAAGAUGAAAUUCUUAGCAGUUGAAACUCCUGAGAAUGACAGCCAGUUGUCAAAUAUCUCCUGUUCAUUUCAAGUGAGCUCGAAAGUUCCUUAUGAGCUACAAAAGGGACAAGCACUUAUCACCUUUGAAAAAGAAGAAGUUGCCCAAAAUGUGGUAAGCAUGAGUAAACAUCAGGUGCGGAUAAAAGAUAUAAAUCUGGAGGUUACGGCCAAGCCAGUCCCAUUAAACUCAGGAGUCAGAUUCCAGGUUUAUGUAGAAGUUUCUAAAAUGAAAAUCAAUGUUACUGAAAUUCCUGACACACUGCCUGAAGAUCAGAUGAGAGACAAACUAGAGCUGAGCUUUUGCAAGUCCCGAAAUGGAGGUGGAGAGGUGGACCACGCGGACUAUGACAGACAGUCCGGGAGUGCGGUCAUCACGUUCGUGGAGACUGGAGUUGCUGACAAGAUUUUGAAAAAGAAAGAUUAUCCUCUUUAUAUAAAUCAAACCUGCCAUAGAGUUACUGUUUCUCCAUACACAGAAAUACACUUGAGAAAGUAUCAGAUAUUUUCAGGAACAUCUAAGAGGACAGUGCUUCUGACAGGAAUGGAAGGCAUUCAAAUGGAUGAAGAAAUUGUGGAGGAUUUAAUUAACAUUCACUUUCAACGGGCAAAGAAUGGAGGUGGAGAAGUAGAUGUGGUCAAGUGUUCUCUAGAUCAACCUCACAUAGCAUACUUUGAAGAACAGACUUAACAGAAUCCUGAAAACUAUAGCUUUUUAAUGUAGAUUACUGUAAAUGUUUGACAAAAAUAAAUAUGCUUUUCCUUAAAAAAAUGAAAACUUUAAUUUUUAUCAUCCAUUUUAGAUACAAAACUUAUUUCCAUGUGUCUGAAUCUUCCUUGUUUCAAAUGGUGCUUGCUGCAUGUUUUCAACUAUAAUAAAUGCACUGUAAUAAAAGGUUUUGUUUAUAGA